AUACUCUGAUUCACUGAUAAUCAGCUGAUAAUAUUUUGUACCAUUUGCGGUAGCAGACAACUUUACUUACAGUCCAACAGCGUAAUACAUAAAUAAUGAAUACAUAAUAAUAUAAUUGACUACUUGAAUAUAAACACUAUAAACUAAAUGAAAUGUAUUGGUGUGUCGAAAUUCGACACUUGACAGUUGACAAGACUAACAGACUGAUGACACUGCACGGCUCUACAGCAGUUAGAUACAGUCUUUACAAUGACUACAUGUUUUAAAUUAAAAUUCUAACGUCUAAAUCAUUUAUAAUAUAUUGGAACAGUCUUUAAUUUUUAUUUUCCAACACUAUUAUGUAUAUAGAGUAAAAAUAUGUUAUUGGGAAAAUGGCUAAGUUCGAACGACCUAGGAUUUUAUUCUUUACCUGUGGCUUACACCCGAACAAACUUUAUACAAAGUCCAUUCAUAUUUAUUUAGCCAAUGUCAACCUGCUCAUGCACAAUUUGUGCUACUUCGUCAAGAUACUUCUAUCAACAAAAUCUACAUACUCGGCAAAAAUUACAGCUCUUAAACCAUUAAAAGUAUUGAUGAGCGCGGUUCCGUUAGAAGUAAUUGAUAAUGGAGAUACACACACAUUCUUAUUCCAACAAACUGUUCCUGUACAGUCAUAUUUAAUAGCCCUAGCUAUUGGCAUUCUAGCCAGUAAAACAUUAAGUCCUGUAUCAAAACUUUGGUUUGAACCUGAAGAAAUUGAUAAAAAUAUAUAUGAAUUUGAACAAACACCGAACUAUUGAGAAUUGUUGAAAGUGUAUGUGGUCCUUUUGUUAGAAAAAUGUAUGACUUACUUGUUAUUUUAUCUUCAUUUCCUUUUGGUGGUAUGGAAAAGCUGUUUUUGACUUUAAUCACUUCCACACUACUAGUAAGUUAGGUAAUAUCAAAGAUAAUAUAUUUAUAGUUAACUAAUAUAGGAUGAAAAUAGGAGUCUUGUAAAUGUUGUGGCUUAUGACAUAGCACAUAGUUGGACUGGCAACUUAACAUUCUGAAUAUUUUUGGAUGAAUGAAGGAUUUACAGUUUAUGUGGAACGCAGAAUACAUGGAUUAUUGAAUGGCGAGAGUUCUAGAGAAUUUGCUGCAUUACUUGGUCUUGAAGAUCUAAAAUAAUCUGUAAAUAUUUACUAGGUAAUGCUUCUAUGACUAUUUUUACUAAAGAAUCAUAACAAUAAAAAUAACUAUUAUUGUAGGUUAAUAAUUUAGGAGCAUAAAAUCUAUUAACAAAGUUAAUAGUUGAUUUAACUGGUAUUGAUCCAGAUGAUGCUUUUACUAUUUAUCCUUAUGAAAAAGGUCAUACAUUCUUGUUCUAUUUAGAAAAGCUGUUAGGAGCUGGUAAAGAUGUUUAAUUUAGAACUAACUGUAUGGGUUUCUCAUUUCUGAACAAAAAAAUAUUUCAUAGUCAAAUUUUAAAUAUUUUUCAAAUCCUAUUUAGAAAAAUGCAAGUAUUAGUCUGUUGGUACGAAAGAUUUUUAAUCAUAUUUGCCACAUUAUUUCCUGGGAGGAUGGUGCCAUCUUAAAAAUAGAUUGGGAUUUAUGGCUAUAUACUUGUGGUAUGCCUCCAAUAAUACCUUUGUAAGUAUCUAUUUAGUUAAGUGACAUGGGAAAAUAUGUAGGUAAAUAAAAGUUUAAUGUUUAUAGGUAUUAUUUAAUAAUUUUAAAGAUUCUAUCCAAGUUAUUAAGAUGCAUGUAUCUCUUUGUUAAACCGCGGGGAACAAUGGGAUGAUACUGUCGUACUGGUGACAAUUUUAAGAAUUCUGAUUUGAAUAAAUUUUAAACAACAUAAAUUAUACAAUUUUUAGCUUUGGUUUUGAAAUUAAAUAACUUUACUUUGUUAAAAGUAAAAGCUAGGCAAGAGGUUUAUGAUUUUAACAGUAAUGGAAACUACAAAAUUGUAUUUAGAUAAGAACUAAACUAAAAAUAUGUAUUGUAACAAUUGUAAAUUUUAAGAAAAUAAUUUAGACGUUAUAAAUAAUACCCAUGUUUACUUCUAUCUAGUGACUCAGAACAUGUGUAAAAUUGAAGUGGAUCGAAUAGUUGUAACUCAUAUUAAAAUUUAUUUAUACCACUGGAAGUCUGGAAGAAUAAAAUAUGUUUGUCCUUUAUACAAGUGGUUAUUUUCAAAUUAUAUUUUGAUUACCAGUUAAAAAAAAAAUUAUCGAUACAUUUUUUUUCUACCUAUUUAUU
This is a messenger RNA of Aphis gossypii (cotton aphid), 2220 nucleotides long. Its product is annotated as leucine aminopeptidase-like. Gene Ontology annotation, cellular component: cytosol. The coding region runs from base 372 to 779 and encodes 135 amino acids. NCBI's taxonomy places the organism in Eukaryota, Metazoa, Arthropoda, Insecta, Hemiptera, Aphididae. The transcript has 5 exons. The record is from RefSeq and is a predicted model, not a curated record.